Molecule: messenger RNA, 2582 nt
Organism: Globicephala melas (long-finned pilot whale)
Lineage: Eukaryota; Metazoa; Chordata; Mammalia; Artiodactyla; Delphinidae
Source: RefSeq, a predicted model, not a curated record
GAGACUUGCGACGAGCUACCACGGGCUCGGAUUUUGAUUGGUCAGUUGAGAAACUAAAAUAGCGGGUUGAAAGGAGAGAAAACCCCAGUGAUUGCUGCCAUCGGGUGGGUGGGAAUAAGCGCCGCGACUGCUGCUCCGUGACCUUGGUUCUGUUCUUCACUGGGCGCUGCCGCCAGCCUGGGCGCGUUCACCAUGAGUACCCGCUCCCGCGCCGCCCCCUUCCUCGACUUCUCCUUUUCUUCCCUGGCCUCUGGUUCCUUGGUGCUCUUUCCCUGCCCAGUGUAGUUAGGCGCCAGGUUCGGCUGGUUCAGGCUCGGUCCCGAGCGGACCGACACGCAGCGGAGGGGCCGGAAAGUGGCAGGCCGCUGGAGCGCAGGCUUCCUGCUCUAUUCUCACUGGAUAGCUCACAGGGCGCAACCGGACAAAACACUAGGUCAUUGAUGAGCUGCUGGCUGCCUGGGUGGAGUCGAGGGUGGUGGGCACUGUUUUGCAGGGCUGCCCGGUGUCACCCCGAAGGUUGUCUUUCCCUGAAUGCAGACCGGAGGAGGGGCAGGCUGGUCACGAAGUUAAAAAUUCAGAUUGAGCUUUCUCAUAAGUGGCUCCCAGAAGAUUCACCCCACCCCACUGUAGGAACACAGCAGUUGUGGAUAUGGAGACAGGAAUGGAACCAGAAUCAGAGUUCAAAUAUACCAGAAAAUGUGGACCAUAAAUUCUUAUGUAAGUCAGAGACUGACUGGCCAAGAGCUGUGGGACAUUGAGGACUUUAGCAUUCACUGUAAACUUUGGCACAGGUCACUUAUUUCUCUGAAUACUGGAUCCAAAAAGCACAAUGAACACAAGAAUGUGCUAUGGUACUAGGGUGAAUUCCAGACAAGCACGAGAAUUCGGUACAUCUGGGGAAGGAGGCACAACUCCUGAGGUGAUCUUGGAAGUGGAACUGAUAGAACUUGGGGAAAGUGAUGAAAUAAUUGACCUCACUUGUGACUCUCUAGAACCUGCAGUGAUUGACCUAACUCACCAUGACUCUGUUGUGAUUACUGAAGAAAGGAGGAGGCCAAGGGGAAAUACAAGGUCACUCCAAGGCCAAACUGGCAGCUGUGUGGUGAGCAGUGAUAAGGAGGGGUUGAUGAGGGACAGAGAUGUAUCUGUGACCAACAGUGCCUACCAUAAUGCCCUGGAAGAAGAAACUUUAAGUUGCACACUACCUGGUUAUAUCUGGUGUCGAAUUUGUAGGGAUGGGUACUUAGAGAUUGAACUGAGUAAACGACAUAUCUACUCUACACAAUGUGGCCACAUCUUCUGUAGUCAGUGCCUCUGCACUUCCCUUAAAUAUACUAGAAAUUGCCCAGUUUGUUUGAAAAAAAUCAGCUGCCAUCUGUACCACCGCAUCUAUAUAUGAUGUGUGCUGUGUUGCUCAGGACAGACAGACAAGCUAGCUAGAUUCUUCCAUGUCCUUGUGCAGAAACGGUGGGUUGUUGGCAUUCAGUGCACGGAGUUAAAAACGCCUGAUUUUAAAAAUUGUUCUCUGGAGUAUAUAAAUUUUUUUUUCAUUUCCCACACACAAUGAGACUACCUUUUGAUUUGUUUUGUUUCAUGCUGCAGGACUGGACUUGGUUGUCAUAGUGUGCCAGAGACUGGUGGUUGUCCUCAAAGCAAAUUUUCCUUUCUUUCUCAUAACAAUCAAUUUUUAAUUGGCCACAUGUGAGCAUUUUGGGUCAUGUAAAUAAGGGCAACAUCCUAGAGAUGAUGGAACAAGAUGGAAGGAACCUGAGAGACCGACAAGUUUGCAAACCAGAGCCACCUACAAGUUCGGGCUUUUACUUGAGAGAUGAAUAAACUUCAUUCUUGUUUAUGCAACUAUUAUACUGAGUCUUGCUUAGAGUAAUGGGAACUUUAUUUUAAUUAAUGGAGCAGGCAGGGUGAUAUCUUCCUGGUUUUUCUGAAUAUCCUGACUCCACUGGAAUAAAAGGAAGUCAGUCCUUUCUGACCAUCUCUCCAACCAGCAAGGUGGAGGUAGGUAUACAAUCAGGCACCAUGUCCUGCUGGGACUCCUGGUGGCCUUUGAAACCAGCCUGAGGAGUCACCUAGACACACUGGAAUCUAGAGCUGUGGUUCUGUGCUCUCUGACCUGCCACACCAGAGAGAGGUUCCCUUCAUCCUAGGCUUACAGGUGUGCCUGCCUUCCACCAUACUGGUCAGCUAAUCAACAAGUUGGUCUGCUUCUCUUUGAACAAAUACAUCACUGCAUCACCAUCCUAGCUGCUCCUGCAGCCUGACUGGGUCACAGGCUUGAGAAGACCUCAUCACUGCUUCCCACAGACCCCCAACACACACACACACACACACUUUUUUCUUUUGAAGAAAAUCACAAAGGACUCACAAUUCCAUCUGUACUUUAGAAUUAGAGAGGACAUGAUUUCUACUGUGCUCUCUCCUUUUCCCUCAUAAUGAAAUGUGCAGUAAAGCUUGUUCCUUACUUUCAAUGGUUGUAGCAGUGUUGCUUUCCUCCAUGGAGGCUCAGUUGUGCCAAUGGAGCAAUGCCCAUCCCAGCAUAAUGUCUGUUCUACACACUGCAUUCUCUG